CAAGGCAACUCGAAUCGUUUUGUAAGAUUUAUUACACAAUUUUACUCCUCAACCAUUUCUUGCUGAUUGACUAUUUCGAACUACAAUACCCAGAAGCCCUCGCGCUUCCUCCACCUACCUCGUCCAGGCUCAGCUUUAAUUCUCAAGGGUUUCUGGGAAGGGAGGACUGAUACCCAAGGAAGGACUACGAAUCCCAGCAAGCAGUUAGCGACGCAAGGGCCCAGGAGGAGGAGCUCGUAGCCAUCGGCCCGGCGGAGCCAGAGAGAGAGGAAGGGAGAGAGAGAAGAAAUAUCAAUGUAAGAGAGAAACGUCGAUUGGAUGCCUCCUGUACACGCCCCAACCGGGAAUCAAACCCACCUACUAGGGUAAGACAAGGAUAGCAGGAUGUGUGCAUCCUGUCACUGAGCCUCUGGCCGUACCCAGUUGGGAACCUGAGCAGCAUGCUCUACGUGUGGCGAGCCCUGGAUGACUGUCAGCUCUUCUCACUGUUGGACAUCUAGAUCUCAGUUUUAGGACAAGCUACAUUGCAGCAACCACCAUGGUCCCUAGAUCUUUGAGAUCAUCUCUGAUCAUUUCCUUGGAGGAAUUCCCUCUUGGAUGCAGGUGCCCCUCUUGGGCAGUGGCAGCCCCCGGAGCAGGUGACCAUGGGGAAGCGUUACUUCUGCGACUACUGUGACCGCUCCUUCCAGGACAACCUCCACAACCGCAAGAAGCAUCUGAAUGGGCUGCAGCAUCUCAAGGCCAAGAAGUCCUGGUACGACAUGUUCCGAGAUGCAGCUGCCAUCUUGCUGGAUGAACAGAACAAGCGGCCCUGCAGGAAAUUUCUACUGACAGGCCAGUGUGACUUUGGCCCCAACUGCAGAUUUUCCCACAUGUCAGAGCGAGACCUGCAGGAGCUGAGCAUCCAGGUGGAGGAGGAGAGGCGGGCCAGGGAGUGGCCUGUAGAUAGCACUGAACUCCCAGAGGGCCAUUUGGAGGACUGGCUGGAGAAGAGAGCCAAGCGGCUGCGCUCUGCCCCAAGCAGCAGGGCUGAACCCAUCAGAGCCACUGUCUUCCAGUACCCAGUGGGCUGGCCACCAGUCCAGGAGCUGCCUCCAUCUCUGCGGGCACCCCCACCCGGGGGGUGGCCCCUGCAGCCCAACGUGCAGUGGGGCUGAGUCCCUUGUCCCCACCCAGCCCCUGCCGGGUCAGUUCCUACUUCAGUCACAAUAAAGGGUUCAUAUGGGAGCGCUGAGGCCCCCUCCUGCUGUGCCCCAUGGAGUCUCGGAAGCUGCUAGCUCAGCCUGGCCUGGCCUUGCUGAGGCCUGGGAGUUCUCCCACCAGGCGCAGCCCUGGUCCUGGCUCUGCCGGUCAGCUCCACCCUCCCUCCAUCAUG
Pteronotus mesoamericanus is the source of this 1375-nucleotide messenger RNA. It is a transcript of the gene ZMAT5, whose product is annotated as zinc finger matrin-type 5. Gene Ontology annotation, cellular component: U12-type spliceosomal complex. NCBI's taxonomy places the organism in Eukaryota, Metazoa, Chordata, Mammalia, Chiroptera, Mormoopidae. The record is from RefSeq and is a predicted model, not a curated record. Gene Ontology annotation, molecular function: zinc ion binding. Bases 645 to 1157 code for a protein of 170 amino acids. The transcript is spliced from 8 exons.